Orbilia oligospora ATCC 24927 is the source of this 2712-nucleotide messenger RNA. RefSeq lists its product as uncharacterized. The coding region runs from base 1 to 2712 and encodes 903 amino acids. Gene Ontology annotation, cellular component: nucleus; pericentric heterochromatin. Gene Ontology annotation, biological process: pericentric heterochromatin formation; negative regulation of gene expression via chromosomal CpG island methylation; lymphocyte proliferation. The record is from RefSeq and is a predicted model, not a curated record. Gene Ontology annotation, molecular function: chromatin binding; ATP binding; ATP-dependent chromatin remodeler activity. The transcript is spliced from 4 exons. Lineage: Eukaryota; Fungi; Ascomycota; Orbiliomycetes; Orbiliales; Orbiliaceae.
AUGCCAAUUCCCAAAUCACGAACGACAAGCACUUCGGCAUCUCCACGUGCGCAAAAAGAUAAGGAUGUUUCCACAAGUCCAAUCCAAGCUACAUCCCCCACCACGCCAGCCGAAGACUACACCUCCUUCCGGGAUGCCGGCGAAACAGAAGAUACAAUCAUCGAAAUCGAAAAUGAUCUCGUAACAUCUAAUAUGAAAGAAGAGGAAGCCAAAUAUGAAGAAGAAUCUAAACGUUUGCAGGAAGAAGAAGAUCAGCAGCUAUCCAAACAGUUGCAAAAGGAUGGGUUUGAUAUGAAAGGGUUGGAAUUCUUGUUGAAGAAGAGUACGAUCUAUUCAACAAUUUUAACGUCACGGUUGGAAGAAAGCAGGAAGGCAAAGGCUGAGAGGACGACGAAAGCUGCUGCAAAGCCUGUUGAACAGAAGAAGCCGGUUGAGGAAGAGACAGGUAAAGAAAACAAACGAGCGACAAGGUCUGGUGCCACUGAGAAAGCCGCUGAGCCUGAGGCAAAACCGGCAGCGAAGAAAGGGAGAGGAAGGAAGGCUGCUGCCCCGGCGCCAGUCAAGAAACAAAACAGCAUAUUAACAUUCUUCUCGAAAGAAAAACCUGAGGCUACAGCUGCCGUGAAAGAUGCUUUGGGUGCAGCUGUUGAAGAGGAUAAGACAGAAACGUUUGGAGCUACAGCUACCGAGCAGUUACAUACAAGGCAGCCGAAGCUUGUAACCGGCUGUGUUAUGAAGGAGUAUCAGCUCGAAGGUCUAGAGUGGAUGGCAAGUCUGUUUGAGAACGGUUUGAACGGCAUUUUGGCGGAUGAGAUGGGUUUAGGAAAAACACUCCAAACCAUCUCCCUAUUCGCAUUUCUUCGUGAAAUGCAUGUAUAUGGCCCAUUCCUGGUUGCCGCCCCACUAUCUACGCUAGCAAACUGGGUCGAUGAGUUUGCAAAGUUCACACCGGAUAUCCCUGUAGUUCUCUACCAUGGAAACCCUCAGGAAAGAGAAAAUCUCCGCGAUACAAAAUUAAGGACAAAGAACUAUAGAAAUGUUGGACCGGACUUUCCAGUUGUCUGCACAAGUUAUGAGAUCAUCAUGAAUGACCGCAAGUAUCUUGCUUCUUAUGAUUGGAAGUAUAUCGUCAUUGAUGAGGGCCAUCGUUUAAAGAACUUCAAUUGCAGACUUGUUAAAGAGCUUGAAAAAUACCCAUCGGCGAACAGGUUAUUGUUAACGGGAACACCGUUGCAGAAUAACCUUGUUGAACUAUGGUCUCUACUCCACUUUCUCUUGCCUCAGGUCUUCAAUGACGUCGAGAGCUUUCAGAGUUGGUUCGACUUCUCCGACCUCCAGCAAGAAGGGAAGAGUAGCGAAGAGAUCAAAAAAAGCAUGGCAGCUAAUUUGGUCUCAAGUUUACAUCAAAUCUUGAAACCAUUCUUACUCCGUCGUAUGAAAACAGAUGUUGAGCUGUCCCUGCCGAAGAAACGCGAGUACGUUCUGUACGCGCCAUUAUCCCAGACCCAGAAAGAGCUUUAUCGACGAAUAUUAGACAAAGAUACAGAAGAGUUUCUUAUUGGUAAGCUGCUGGAAGCUUCGGGCGCCAAUGCCGUGGCGAAAGCGAUGUCUAAGAAGGGCACAAAAGGAACCGAAACUCCUAAGCGCAAGCGCGGGGAUAUGGAAGAGGAGGACCAAAGCAGUCUCUCUGUGCCAUCGAAGGCGUUAAAAAACAGCAGGUCCAACAAGAAGUUGCGGGUCGACUACAAGGAAAAGAGUGAUAGGCAAUAUUUCAAAGAGCUUGAAACUACUCCUACCCAAUCCAAGGAAACUUCGCCAGAGCUCAGCGCAGAGCAAGUUGCCUACCAGGCGGCUGUUAGGGAGAUAAAGGCCAAGAAGAUGCAGAACCCAGUCAUGCAAUUGCGUUUGGCCUGCAACAGCCCACACCUGUUCUACUGGCCAUGGGGUGAUAAAGACCCAGACGAGACAAUUGUCACAGAGAGCGGCAAGAUGAUGCUACUUGACCGUCUAAUCCCAGAACUUUUCAACCGGGGCCAUAAGGUUUUGAUCUUCAGUCAAUUCAAGGUCCAGUUAGACAUCAUUCAAGAAUGGGCUACAACAUUGAGAGGAUGGAACUGCUGCCGUAUCGACGGCUCUGUCAAGCAGGAGGAUAGGAGAAGCUUAAUAAAGUCUUUCAAUUCUGAUUCUGAACACAAGCUAUUCUUGUUGAGUACAAGGGCUGGAGGUUUGGGUAUCAACCUAACAUCGGCGGAUACCGUGAUCCUUUACGAUUCCGACUGGAAUCCGCAACAAGAUCUCCAAGCCCAAGAUCGUGCUCACAGAAUUGGGCAAACACGCCCAGUCAUUGUAUAUCGCUUAGCUACUGCUGCUACAGUAGAACAAACGCUUCUUGAGAAGGCAGAUGCAAAGCGCCGCCUCGAGAAGCUAGUCAUUCAAAAGGGAAAAUUUAAGUCUAUGACUGCUACAAAUACUAAAACAGAGGAACAGGAGUUCGCGGACUUGAGAAAGAUCCUGAUGAGCGACGACUUUGAGAAGUUUGAUGUCGCAAAGGAGGGCGACGAAAUCUUGAGUAAUGAAGAUCUGGAGGUCCUCCUGGAUCGAAGCGACGAAGCCUAUGAAAAGGCGGCUAAAGGUGAAACCAAAGCAUCUGGUGUUUUCAAAGCAGUUGAGAUGAAAAAGGUUUCAGAGCAGGAUAUUUUGGCGCAGAUGUGA